GAUCGACACGGCGGCGGCGCAGGCGGGGCGGCGUGGGCGCUCAGAGCCGCUCCCAGCCCGAGGCGGCGCGGACGCCCGGACCCACAGCGCCAGGACACUAAAACAACCCUGAUUUCCUUCUCCGAGAUGCCCAAGGUUCCUCACGGCGGUUACCGAUAAGGAACUGAAAAGCGUGCCGCUGAAUCCGAGCUGAGGAGAUUCUCAACCAGUCCAUCAGCUCAGCACCGGCCUGCUUGACGCUGGCGAGCAGUGCCGCUGUCGUCACUGCUGGUGGCCUGGUGCGUGGUCGCCCACUGUCCAAACAGGACUCUGAAAAAUAUUUCUGAAAUUGGAGUUGGCCUACAAACUAGGAGCCCAUGUCUUUUCUUGUAAGUAAACCAGAGCGAAUUAGGCGGUGGGUCUCGGAAAAGUUCAUUGUUGAGGGCUUAAGAGAUUUGGAAUUAUUUGGAGAGCAGCCUCCGGGUGACGCUCGGAGAAAAUCAGGGAAAAAGGGUGACGGGGGAGGUUUCCAGCCAGCAGAAAAUGGAGCAGCCGCUUGCAAGGCGGCCAGCCAGACCAAUGAAGCGAGCUCAGAGUCGAUAGCGCCCUCCCCGAAACGGGCCGCCAUGAGCAGCUUCCUGCCGGAGGGAGGGUAUUACAAGUUGCUCACCAUCAUAGGCAAAGGGUUUGAGGAGCUGAUGACGGUGAACCUGGCCAGGUACAAGCCCUCCGGGGAGUACGUGACGGUCCGCAGGGUUAACCUCGAGGCCUGCACCAACGAGAUGGUCACGUUCCUGCAGGGGGAGCUUCACGUCUCCAAGCUCUUCAACCACCCCAACCUCGUGCCCUAUCGAGCCACCUUCAUCGCCGACAAUGAGCUGUGGGUGGUCACCUCCUUCAUGGCCUAUGGCUCAGCGAAGGAUCUGAUCGGCACGCACUUCACCGACGGCAUGAGCGAACUGGCCAUUGCCUACAUCCUGCAGGGGCUGCUGAAGGCACUGGACUACAUCCACCACAUGGGUUACGUGCACAGGAGCGUGAAGGCGAGCCACAUCCUGAUCUCGGUGGACGGGCGGGUGCACCUGGCGGGCCUGCGCAGCAGCCUCAGCAUGAUCAGCCACGGUCAGCGCCAGCGCGUCGUCCACGACUUCCCCAAGUACGGCGUCAAGGUCCUGCCCUGGCUCAGCCCCGAGGUCCUGCAGCAGAAUCUGCAAGGCUACGACGCCAAAUCGGACAUCUACAGCGUGGGGAUCACGGCCUGUGAGCUGGCCAACGGCCACGUCCCCUUCAAGGACAUGCCCGCCACCCAGAUGCUGCUGGAGAAGCUGAACGGGACGGUGCCCUGCCUGCUGGACACCACCACCAUCCCCGCCGAGGAGCUGACCAUCGACACGUCCCGCUCGGGAGCCAACUCGGGCCCGGGCGAGGGCCUGGCGGCCAGCGGCACCCGCACCUCCAAUGGGGACUCGCCCCUGCACCCGUACCACCGCACCUUCUCUCCCCAUUUCCACCAUUUUGUAGAGCUGUGUCUGCAGCGCAGCCCCGACCUGAGGCCAACCGCCAGCACCCUCCUGGGCCAUUCCUUCUUCAAACAGAUCAAGCGCCGCGCCUCCGAGGCCCUGCCGGAGCUGCUCCGUCCCGUCACCCCAAUCACCAGCUUCGAGGGCGGUAGUCAGCCCCAGGACCCCAGCGGCAUCUUCGGGCUGGUGUCCAGCCUGGAACAGCUGGACGUGGACGACUGGGAAUUCUGAGCCCCUCGGGGGUAGGGGAUCGGGGGGGUGGCCGGGCCUCUCCCUGGAAGGACCUCACGGGGGUCUGAUCCCUAGGACUAGCGUCUCGACCCCUCCCAGCGGGAAGCCGGCUGGCCGGGAAAGGACGGCUUGGCCAGGCGGCCGGACGCUCCCGGGGCAGGGCAGGGCCCUGCUCUUUCCUAUCCGGUGCGGCCAGGGGGCUGGGGAGGCCCCGGCAGGAACCCGAGGGUCGGCAGGAGCCCACACCGUGGCCCCCGCCGGCUGCCGCGGACUGGAUCCGAGGGGCGGUGAUCGAGUUCGGCCCACCUUUGCCCCUUGGGGCUGUGCCCUCUGGGCAACUGUUGGGGGGAGGUGGACCUGCCCAGGGGGAGCGUAAUGCUGCCCCGCUGCCGCUCUAGCCCGGAGCAGAGAGCGGCACCCGGUCCCUUCCAGGCCGGGACGGGGUGGCGGGGGGGAGAUGGGAAACGGACCCUCCUCGCCCCGCUGCAGUUGGGCCGGGGCCCUGUUUCAUCCAGCUGACGGGCAGGCUCGCGCCCAGGUGCUGUGGGGGGGGGGGGGUGUCUCCUCUGCCCGCCCCCACCCAGCCCCCUCCUCUCAAGCAAACUAAGAUCCCGAGACAUGUUUUCCCCGGACUCUCCCGCAGGCUGGACCCCCCCCCCGGCUCCAGAACAGAUUAAAGUUGCCAUUGGUAGAACCCGGC
Messenger RNA from Ornithorhynchus anatinus (platypus), 2430 nucleotides. RefSeq names its product STE20 related adaptor alpha (gene STRADA). Bases 357 to 1730 code for a protein of 457 amino acids. Lineage: Eukaryota; Metazoa; Chordata; Mammalia; Monotremata; Ornithorhynchidae. Gene Ontology annotation, molecular function: protein serine/threonine kinase activator activity; protein kinase activity; ATP binding. The record is from RefSeq and is a predicted model, not a curated record. The transcript has 16 exons. Gene Ontology annotation, biological process: protein phosphorylation.